Acanthaster planci (crown-of-thorns starfish) is the source of this 2860-nucleotide messenger RNA. It is a transcript of the gene dnajc11, whose product is annotated as DnaJ heat shock protein family (Hsp40) member C11. Lineage: Eukaryota; Metazoa; Echinodermata; Asteroidea; Valvatida; Acanthasteridae. The record is from RefSeq and is a predicted model, not a curated record. Gene Ontology annotation, biological process: cristae formation.
GUAAACCAUGAGUAAACCGACGUACAGUGGUGCAAAAAUGGCAGCGCCCAUGUUGGAAGAAGGCUUGGUGAAUUCAGACGAUUAUUAUGCUAUUUUGAACUCAAGGAAAGAGGCCACCAGUGAUGAGUUGAGGGCUGCCUAUCGUCGAAUGUGUGUUCUGUAUCAUCCAGACAAACACAUCAAUGAGACGGAUAAAACAGCUGCCGAGGCAAUCUUCAACAAGGUCCAGAAAGCUUACCAGGUCCUCAAUGACCCCAGUAAGAGAGCUAUCUAUGAUGUGUACGGAGAGAAAGGCUUGGAAGCAGAGUGGGACGUCGUUCCCAGGAGGAGGACACCUCAAGAAAUUCGAGAGGAGUACGAGCGGCUGGCGAAGGAGAGAGAGGAACGUCGUUUACAGCAGAGCACCAACCCUAGGGGGGCAAUCACAGUUGGAAUUGAUGCAACUGACCUCUUUGAUGUCUAUGAAGACUACGAUAUGGAAUUUAGUGGCAUCCCCUCUAUAGAAAUCAAAAACAUGUCCAUCACCCAGUCAAUCGAUGCCCCAUUGACGUCCUCGGACACUGCAGUGCUGUCUGGCAACCUAUCUACUCAGAACGGUAACGGCAGUGGUAACUUCAAUAUUUCAUAUCGUCGGAUCUUCUCCUAUCAGUCCUGGGGUGAGUUCCAAGUCUCAGCAGGGGGUGGGCCCAGUCUUGCCCUGAAGAUGUUCCGAAACCUCAACAAGAGAAGUUUUGCCACCUGUACAGGGUCCUUCCGUCUACUGUCUGGAGGUAUUGUUGCCCCAGGCCUAGCCACAGUGGCCGGUCGUCAGUUGGACAAACACACGAUGGGUUACCUGACGUGGCGCUGGGGUAUGGCGUCCUCCAUGACAACCAUGGUCGUCCGGGAUACACAGUCCACUCAUGCCAUGUGCCAAGUACAGCUGGGGAUCCCCAAUUCUUUCAUUAGUGUCAGCUUCACCAAGAAAUUUCCAGAGCACGAUGGGAAGAUCACGGUAGCUGCAAAAGCUGGGCUUCUCGGCUCAGUCUUUGAGUAUGGGUGCGACAAGAAGAUAUCCAGGCACAGCAGACUAGCUGCCAAGAUCAGCAUUGGUAUCCCAGCUGGGGUCAUUCUGAGAGUAAGGUUAGCCCGUGGCAGCCAAACGUUCCUGUUUCCUAUACAUUUGUCACAUGAACUCUCACCCCAGGCUGUGUUCUACGGCACCGUGGCUCCCCUUCUUGCGUAUUGGUUCAUCAAGGUCCUGGUGGUGGAUCCAUUCUUGAACCAGCAAAAAACAGAUGAUGCAGCCAAGGAACGUGAAGCUAAACAAACCAUGAUGGAAAUGAGAAAACAGGAGGCACAGGCUGAGUUGCACCUCAUGCAAGAGAUGGUCCAACGCAUCGUCGAGGUGGAGCGUAACCGGGAGGGACUGAUCAUCACCCGGGCCUGGUACGGCAAGCUGGUCAUCCGGGAAACAUCAGAGGACAACGGAGAGGAGGGAUUUGGCGGAGCAUUAGAUGGGGCAGUGGGCGGAGAGAUUGAAGGCAUGAUUGAUGUCACAGUGCAGCUUCAAUGCCAGGUCAAAGACUCCAAGCUGAUACUCACCGACGCUUCCAAGGCUUCUCUUCCAGGAUUUUAUGAUCCUUGCUUGGGUGAAGAGAAAAACCUACGGGUCCAAUACGAGUUCCACAGUGAACUUCACGAAUGUACCGUAGCAGACAGUGAACCCCUCCGAAUACCCAAAAGAUCACAUCAUGUUAAUCCCAGCUGAGACACGAAGUCAACCUAGCUCAAUCCCCUGCAAACUUCCAGUCAACAUCACCACAUUAUCACCCCUACGGACCCUCGUCUAAACUACUGCGAGCCAUCGAUAGUUCCCACCGGAGCCACUGUUUACUCUGUCCUGUUGGACCAUUCCUAUUUCCGUAAUUCUAGCCCCGAAACAUAACUGAUAUAUAAGAAUAUCGUGUAGUUAAGCAGUAUAACAUAUUAGAAAGUUUAACGGCUCAGUCGUGUUUAACAGAGUUGUAAGUUGUUACAAGUCAACUACAAGUUAAGUCACGAAUCUGAAGUCCAUCAAAGGCUCGUCAAAAGUCAGUCACAGGGCUGUGAUGAUUAUCACGUCCAUCACAGAUCAUUCCCAACUGCAUCCCCAGUGUAUCACAAGUCUAGAACAAGAAAAUCACAGACUAGUUGCAAGUCCAUCACAGAUCAGUCACUACUGCAUCCCCAGUGUAUCACAAGUCUAGAACAAGACAAUCACAGACUAGUCGCAAGUGCAUCACAGAUCAGUCACUAUUGUAUCCCUAGUGUAUCCAAAGUCCAUUACCAGAUAAUCAUUAGCCAAUCGCAAACCAGUCACAGGUCACUCACAAGAUCUACCAGCUUGUGGCAAAUUUAGCUGGAUUGAGGAAGGUAUUCAAGGCAGAGCCCAGCCACUGUUUCUCUACUUGGGCUUGAUAGCCCUAGACAGAUUACGUCUAAAGAUUUGAGUUUCAUGAAGAUCCCAAGCAAAAUGUCCAGGUUUGGGAAAAAUGCCAUACAGGUUGAAAAGAAUUAAAUCACUGCCCGAAAACGCACAUCAAGUUAAAAUUCGGCAAGGACAAGAAAUGGGCAUUUCUUUAUGAUUCUUAAUAGAAACGGUAGUUGAUGUCACAAUGGCACAGACAUGGCAUCUUUUAGCUUUUUGUGUUCAAAAUGGGAGCAAUGGUACAUGAUUCAUGGAAUGGGAAACGGAAUAAACACAAUAAGACAUGACUCUUUAUGUCAUUGUAAUCUGGUUUUUUUUAAUGUAACAAAAUCAUAAUUGCUUGUGUUGAUAUGAUUGUAAAUGUUUUUCAGAAAUAAAGCUUGUUAUUGUGACAAGUUUAUGAACUUGCAA